AUGUCACUUCCUUGUAUAUCUGAUAAACCGAUAUUAUCUCAAUAUAGUGCUACAAAAAUUAAUAAUAAAACAAAAGCUUUACUUGGAAAUAAUUUAGAGGAACCUCAAAUUUUAUCUAAACAUACUGAGGAAUUUAUAUGCACUCACAAAAAGGAAUCAGAAGAAAUUUUAUAUAAAAAUUUUAAAUCUAGGACUAGCUUAGAUUAUGAAGAGAUACUUUUUAAGCCGAGACAUGAAAGAUAUAGAUUACAUCUUUUGGGUGAUCUAAAAAACUAUACAAGAUCUCCAAAUUUAUCUAAAAAAUAUCUUAAUAUACACAAUAAUACCUCUGAUACUGAUUAUGAUCCUUCAUUUAAUAUUCCAAUAAAAAAAUUAGAAGCAAAAUUAGGAAAACAUUUUUCAAUUGAAAGGACGUUAUUUAAAAAGCCCGGAAGUGCUAAAAAUCCUAAAACUCAUAAUUCUUAUGAAAGAUUCUUUGCAGCUACAUUUCAAUCUUCAAAUCAAAGUAAACUUUUUCAACCAGGAUUAGAUCCAAUACCUUUAAUAAGAAAAGAAAAUAAUAGAUUAUUUUCUAAAAAUUAUAUAGAAAAAAGGCAACUUAAAUCUAAGGAAUUUAAAAAAAUUAAUAAUAGUAACAAAAAGUUAUUUAGUUCUAAGACUUUUAUAAAUUUGGAGUCUCAAAAAAAUAAACAAGUUGAGGAGACUUUUUUUCUAGAAAAGCAGAAAAAAAUUAUUAAUGGAAACGACUCUUAUUCUGAUUAUAAUUUGAUUAUUCGGGAAAAAAAUCCGUUUAUGGUUACACGUGAAAUGCUUCUCAAAGAAAUUAAGAGUUCAUAUAAAGGGCUUAUACAUUUGGAAUCUCAUGUGAAACUUCAGGAUAAUAUAUGUAAUCAGUUUGAUAAGAAAUUUUCGUUUUCUGAUAAAGAUCAUGAAAAAUUCAGAAAACUUAGCGAAUUACAUGAAGCUCUUUUAUUUUUAUAUAUAAAUUUUUUAUCACUUACUCAGCAUCCUUCAGCAAGUCUUUCAAUAAUGAAAAUUCCUAUUAAAUAUACUAUUCCGGCUAGGCUAUGGAGAAACUCCAUAUAUACUUAUCUCGAAAUUCUUCGUUCCCAACUUCCAUAUACUAUUGAGCAUUUGAUUUCGUAUAUUUUAUUUUCAUAUUCUCAAAUAACAGUUUUGCUUGAAACUGUUUCUACGUUUGAAAAUGAAUGGAUAGAAUGUUUGGGGGAUUUAGCAAGAUAUAGAAUGGCUAUUGAAGAAGUAGAUAUGGAAAGUAGAAAUCAUUGGAAUAAUGUCGCAAAGUAUUGGUAUGUUAAAGGAUUAAAGAAUUUACCUACGCUUGGAAGAUUAUAUCAUCAUUUGGCUAUCUUAUCGAAAGAUAAUAUAUUAGAAAAAUUGUUUUAUUAUUCUAAAGCACUGAUUGUUUCUAAAUCAUUCUCAUAUGCUAGAGGAUCCAUACUUUCUUUAUUUGAUCCAAUAUUUAUCCAUAAAGAAUCUUUGUGCUUUUCGAAUGCAUCUAAAAAUUCGGAUUUGAUUAAUAAUUAUGUAAAACUUCAUGGAUUAUUGUUUACUCGGCUCCAACUUGAUGAUUUUGAAGUGAUCCUUAAUGAUUUUCUUUCUCUUUUAAGUAAAGAAAAUAUUUGGAAUAAAGAAGGUGUAUUAAUGGCUAUUACGAAUGUUGUAGCACUAUUUCAAUACGGAAAUAAACAUGGAAAAUUAAAAUAUUUAAUAAGAGAGAGUAAGAUUAACAACAAGAAAAAGAGAAAGGAAACAUAUAAUUGUUUUUUUGAUAAAAAUUAUACUAAAUUGAAUCAGGAAUAUUUGGAAAGACUUACUACAGUUGAAAAUAAAACAAAUACUUUGUCUUAUAAUAUAAAUGAAAGUGAUCUUCCUGCAAUUAAUCAUUCUUUAUUCAAAGCGGCACAUAUUGCAUCUACAUUAUAUUAUCCUAUUAAUCUUAUUAACUCAUCUGAUUUAUCUGGGUGUCGUCAUUCUAUAAAAGAUCAAGAAACAUCAUCUAUUGACCAUAUAGUAUUUUUAAAGGCAUGUCAAUUACACUAUUUUAUUAUGUCACUUUCUAUCUCUAUAACAUCAUCAAACUCUCUUGCAUAUAAUUUUAUAUGUAUGAUAUUUUUAUAUUAUUGUUCAAACUAUUCAUCUGUUCUUUCUUCUAUGGAAAGAUUUAUACCAUGGUUUAAAAUUGCAGAAUAUUUGUCUAAUAUUAUUAAAAAAAUAAAGAAUAACAGUAUACUUGGAACAAGCGACCUUCCAGUUAGACAAAGUAAAAGUCCUUUACCUGAGGACUGGGCUUUAAGAGGUAUAAAUUGGUCCAAAAAAAUUUGGCCUAAAGCGUAUUUUGAAAAUAUGACAGAAGAUGAUUUUGAUUUUACAGUUGAACAACCUGAUGAUGAAAUUAUUGAAAUUAGAAUAAAAAGGAUUAUUUGGCUUGGAUUUAAAAUAGCUUCACUUUCUAAUAUUCUGUUGUAUAAUACUCAAACUCAACGUUUCACUAUUAGUGAAGAUUAUAUUAAUAAAAUUAAGUUUUCUAAUGAAUAUUUUGAAAAAGCGAUUUUAUCACUAUCUCAUACUCAUGUAUUUAAAUCAGAAAACGAGAAUUAUAAAAAUGAUAUAAAAUUUAAUGAUGAUCUAGAAGUACAAGGAGAAAGUGAAGAAAUUAAAAAUCUUAGAGAACGUCGUCGAGCUUUGAAGUCUAUAUUAAGUAAAAAUGAUUCAAAAAAAUUGGGAUGUAAUCAUAAAAAAGAUAUUCAGCACUUUUUUCGACAGAUUAAAUCUGGUUAUACGACUUUAGUUUUUGAUACCAACUUUUUAAUAUCUUAUUUAAAAUUAUUUCAUAAGGUUCUUUCUAUGAAUUCUUGGGAUAUUGUCAUCCCUCUUGCUGUUAUUUUUGAAUUAUAUGGAUUAAAUAAUAAACCUCCUCCUAUUGGCAUUGCUGCUCAUAAUGCAAUUAUUCUUAUUAUUUCUGCUUUGAAAUCUCAAAAAGCUAAGAUUGUUACAGUUAAAGGCAAUAUACUUCAUGCUUUGAAUUAUAUAUCAGAACAAUCAGAAGAUAAUUUUGAAGGUGAAAAAAGAUAUAGAAAUAUUGAUGACAGAAUUAUUCAGGUUGCUUUAUUUCAAAAUGAGAAUCAUGUGAAAUCUCAAAAAGGAUUAUUUGCAUCUGAAGAAUUUGAAAAAGUUGUAUUAGUUACAAGUGAUCUAAAUAUGAGAAUAAUUGCAAAAGCUAAAGGACUUGCUGCUAUAUCUGCAAUAGCUUUUAGAAAAGUUAUAAAACAAUAUUUAUAA
This is a messenger RNA of Pneumocystis murina B123, 3300 nucleotides long. RefSeq lists its product as hypothetical. Gene Ontology annotation, biological process: nuclear-transcribed mRNA catabolic process, nonsense-mediated decay. Gene Ontology annotation, cellular component: telomerase holoenzyme complex. The record is from RefSeq and is a predicted model, not a curated record. The transcript is spliced from 9 exons. Gene Ontology annotation, molecular function: protein binding; telomerase RNA binding; telomeric repeat DNA binding. NCBI's taxonomy places the organism in Eukaryota, Fungi, Ascomycota, Pneumocystomycetes, Pneumocystales, Pneumocystaceae. The coding region runs from base 1 to 3300 and encodes 1099 amino acids.